AUGCCAAGAAUUGCUACCACUUCUAUCCACGGAGGUAAUGAAGCUCACAGAGUGUCUGACGUGAUUCCUCCAAUUAACAUUACCACAACUUUUAGAUACGACUCUGAUCCCGAGAAGCUUCAUCCAGUCCAGGUCGAUGAGAACGGAAAUGAAGUUGAGUUAGCAGACGAAAUCGUCUACUCGCGUUUGGCACAUCCGAAUGGUGUGAUCAUCGAGAAAAUCGUGGGUAAGCUCACCAACUCCCAUGCUGUAGUAUAUUCGUCUGGUCUUGGUGCUUUCCACGCUGCUAUGACCCAUUUUAAUCCUAAGAAGUUGGCCAUUGGAAAGAGUUACCACGGCUGUCAUGGAAUCGCCAACAUUUUAUCUAGAAACUAUGGCUUGGAGCAAGUUUCCUUGGCUGAUGAGGACUUGGACAAAUUGGGCAAGGGUGAUGUGAUCCACAUCGAGACUCCCGUUAACCCAGAGUCCUGGUGUUAUGACAUUCAAUAUUUUGCCGACAAAGCACACUCCAAGGGUGCAUUUUUGCUUGUGGACUCGACAUUCGCUCCCCUCCAGGACCCAUUUGCUUUUGGCGCAGAUAUGGUAAUGCACUCGGCCACCAAGUAUUUUGGCGGCCACUCGGAUUUGCUUUCUGGCCUUUUGUUGACAAAAAAUGAAGAUAUCAAGACCCAAUUGUUCCAUGAUAGAAUCUACUUGGGCACCAAUAUUGGAAAUUUAGAGGCUGCCUUGCUUAUCCGAAGCUUGAAGACGUUCGAAUUGCGUGUUAGACAGCAAAGCAAGUCGGCAACACAGUUGGUCGCCUACUUGAAUGAAAACAGGGCCAAGUUCCCGAAGUUGACUAAAAUUCACCACUCUUCGUUGCAGAAGGAUGCCUUUGUGGAAAAGCAGGUUAGAGGUGUGCAUUCGCCUACCUUUUCCAUUGAGGUUGAGAGCGAGGAUUUUGCUAAGAGACUUCCUUCACGUUUGAAGUACUUUUUUCAUGCCACCUCUUUGGGAGGUGCCGAGAGUUUAAUAGAGUGGAGAUGUAUGACUGACGCCAGCGCUAGUCGUACAUUGUUGAGAGUGAGUAUUGGUCUUGAAGAUAUCGACGACUUGAUCGAAGAUUUCGAACAGGCACUUACACUGUAA
Molecule: messenger RNA, 1128 nt
Organism: Sungouiella intermedia
Lineage: Eukaryota; Fungi; Ascomycota; Pichiomycetes; Serinales; Metschnikowiaceae
Source: the annotation of a GenBank genome assembly